Messenger RNA from Oryzias latipes (Japanese medaka), 3885 nucleotides. RefSeq names its product UDP-N-acetyl-alpha-D-galactosamine:polypeptide N-acetylgalactosaminyltransferase 3 (GalNAc-T3) (gene galnt3). Gene Ontology annotation, biological process: protein O-linked glycosylation. Gene Ontology annotation, molecular function: polypeptide N-acetylgalactosaminyltransferase activity. Gene Ontology annotation, cellular component: Golgi apparatus. The record is from RefSeq and is a predicted model, not a curated record. Lineage: Eukaryota; Metazoa; Chordata; Actinopteri; Beloniformes; Adrianichthyidae.
AAAUCCUAGACAGAGGGGCUCCAAAGUGGGCACCAGAGCAGGCUCCCCGCGGGUAAAAUCCACGUCCUCACUCCUGCAACCAUUCAGCUCUUUGUCCGCGGGACAUUUUGGGGGAUUAGACAGGCUGCGGAGAGAGAGACAGACGGUCCGUCUCUGCUUUCCCGAACCACCGCCAGCAAAACUCAGAGGAGUACCGGCUGAAAAGGACGCUCAACUUCUGCAGAUUUGUUAUUCUUUCUCGUCCCCCUCCAGUUUAAUGGGACGCGUUGGUACAAAGUUUAAUCCCCGCAUGCAGGAGGAUGUGGCCCUUUUCCCCCCGCAGGAACUUGGGAUGCGGUGGGGUAUGUCGCGUUCCUCCGUUAUUUGUAACCAGGCAACUGUCCCAGUGAAUGACCAGUUGAACGAAUCCCAUUAAUGACACCGUCCGUUCGCAGGAGCAGCCCCAACCUCCUUUGAGGAGUUUUUUGUUUGUUUGUUUUUUUUAAUAUAUCACGAUCCCGGGUGACUCCGAUGUGACUUGUCUUUGUUUAACAGCAGUCAGAAAAGCGUAGCUGCCGUUGACGUUUCUUUGAAUUUCUGGCCAUUACUUUGAAAGAAAAAAAAAGGAGUUCCUUUUUGCGCAAGCGCACCAUGUGUCACCGCCUUCUACCUGGGAGAAGCGCACCUGGAUCCAACGAGACGGAAGUUUGGUGAAGUCAGAGCACACGGCGAGGCUUUUGUUGCUGGAGUGGAACCAAAGUACAUUUAGGGAAGUCCCCGGUGAUAGCACCAUGUCACUCGAUGGAUUCACUCGGAAACUAUAAGAGGACAAAGCGACUUAUGCUGCUGGUUCUCAGCCCAAAGCCUGCCUGCUCUCCAUUAAAGCACAAUGACAGCUCUGCGCAGAUUCCUUCGAAGGCGACUGCACCCACUUAAACUAGCUGUAGUGGCCCUCCUCUUUGUCACAUUUGUCUUCCUCAUACAAUGGGAAGUGGGGACCCAAAGCCGGUUGGAGGACCCCUGGCUGAAGGAGAUGCCGGUGAAGCGGGACUCCAUGUUAGAGGUGGUGAUAGGAGCUGUGAAAAACUUCAGGGAUACCAUUCCAAAGAUGCAGAUCAAAGCCCCUGUGCGGCUGCAAGAGAAGCCGGGCAGCAUGUCCUGCCUGCCGGGCCACUACACAGCAGCUGAGCUCAAGCCGGUCCUGGAGAGGCCACCCCAGGACCCUCUCGCUCCUGGAGCAGCAGGGAAACCUUUCAAUCCAAGUUCUCUGAGCCCCGAAGAGCAGAAGGAGAAGGAGAAAGGCGAAGAAAAGCACUGCUUUAACCUGUAUGCAAGCGACCGCAUCUCUCUGAGUAGAGACCUGGGCCCAGACACAAGACCUCCAGAAUGUAUCGAGCAAACCUUCAGGCGAUGCCCCCCCCUGCCGACCACCAGCGUGAUCAUUGUGUUUCACAACGAGGCUUGGAGCACUCUGCUAAGGACGGUCUACAGCGUCCUGCACACCUCCCCUGCCAUCCUCCUGAAGGAGAUCAUCCUGGUGGAUGACGCCAGCGUGGACGAAGUUCUGAAGGACCAGCUGGAUGAGUACUUGAAGAAGCUGAGCAUUGUGCGCGUGGUCCGCCAGCGAGAAAGAAAAGGGCUCAUAACCGCCCGGCUGCUCGGCGCCUCUGUUGCCACCGGUGACACCCUCACCUUCCUCGACGCCCACUGCGAAUGCUUCAAUGGAUGGCUGGAGCCUCUUCUGGCUAGGAUAGCUCAGAACUACACCGCCGUAGUGAGUCCGGACAUAUCCACAAUUGAUCUCAAUACCUUUGAAUUUAUGAAACCUUCGCCGUAUGGCCAGAACCACAACCGGGGCAACUUUGACUGGGGCCUUUCUUUUGGCUGGGAGAGUCUUCCAGAUCAUGAAAAACAAAGGCGAAAGGACGAAACGUAUCCCAUUAAGACUCCUACGUUUGCAGGUGGGCUCUUCUCCAUAUCUAAAGAAUAUUUCUAUCAAAUUGGAAGCUAUGAUGAAGAAAUGGAAAUCUGGGGAGGGGAGAAUAUUGAAAUGUCAUUUAGGGUGUGGCAGUGUGGAGGGCAGCUGGAGAUCAUUCCAUGCUCCGUUGUCGGUCAUGUGUUCCGCACCAAAAGUCCACACACCUUUCCUAAAGGUACUCAGGUGAUCGCCCGUAACCAGGUACGGCUGGCCGAGGUCUGGAUGGAUGACUACAAGGAGAUCUUCUACCGUCGUAACCAACAAGCUGCACAAAUUGCUAAAGAAGAAACUUUUGGAGACAUAUCCAAACGCAAGGAUCUUCGAGAGCGGCUUCAGUGCAAGAACUUCUCCUGGUAUUUGAAGAACAUUUAUCCAGAAAUCUUCAUGCCUGAUCUCAACCCACUCCUCUUUGGCUCGGUGAAAAAUGUGGGCAAGGCCUCGUGUCUGGAUGCUGGAGAGAACAAUGAGGGUGGAAAGGAGCUCAUUAUGUACCCAUGUCAUGGACUCGGAGGAAACCAGUAUUUUGAGUACUCCACACACCGUGAGGUUCGACACAACAUUCAGAAGGAGCUGUGUUUGCAUGGAGCAGGGGGGGUCGUGAAGCUGGAAGAGUGCCAGUACAAAGGCAGGAACACGUUUGUGGGAGCCGAACAAAAAUGGGAACUAAAAGAUAACCAGUUAUUCUACUUUCCUGGAGGGAACAUGUGUCUGACAGCCCACCAGGAUCAUCCCUCCCUGGCUCGCUGCAACCCCUCAGACAGAUACCAGCAGUGGUCCUUCAUCUGAUUGUGCAAAACGCACACGCUUUAUUGUAUGCAUGAGCAUACUGGGACACAUGCAUUUAAUAAUGCAGGGUUUGUUUGUUUUUUUCUUUUAGAGAAACCAAUGCAUUGAAUUUUUAUUUAUUUUUUAUACACAACAGAACUUUAGCUUCUUGAAUGUCAGGACUUUAGAGGAAACCAUCAUGUGCCUGUUGUUUUCUUUGUGUGUGUGUGUGUUUUAGAUGUUUUCACUUCUGAGUAACCAAAACAUGCAACUGUUGACUUUAAAGAGGAUAUUCCCCAGUGAGUCACACUCUUGUGAAUCUAAAGCCUGUUAAUGUUACAAAAAAAGAGGAUUAGGAAAAUAGAGUUCUUCUAAAAGAGAUGCUUUCAUAAGGAAACUAUAGAUGACUAUUCAGGAGCAUUUUCAUUGAUUCUUUUAAAAAUAUUUUUCUGAAAAUAUUUGGAUCCAUUUAGUGCCUUAAAUGCAGAUUUUUAGUUUUGUUUUUGAGGGUCUGGUUGGUUGAGGGAGUGCAAAUGUUAAAGCAAAUUCUAGAAACUUUUAUUUUUUUGCCAAUUUAGUGCAUUUUUGGGUUUUUUUUGUAUUUAUGUAGAUACAGCAAACUGAUGAUUUUUGUAAAAAAAGAAAAAAGGCCUCAUAAGUGAUGAUUAUUGGGUUUCGGUUUAGAAAAAAGAUAAAACUCUAGAUGUUAUUUAAGUUUGUUUUUAAAAGGAGUUUUUAAUUUAAAAGUUAUGCCAAGCGAGGUUUUUUGCCCAACAGAAUGCCUUUAAUCUCAUCUUUCUCCACUUGUAGUUGGAGUAGGAUUGAGUUGUAUAAUAAAUGUGAGGUCAUAUCUGUGAAAGGUUAUUGUUUGACUAGUAAAAGAUCAGACAGAAUGUAUACUUUUCACACAUCAAAACCCCUUUUUGUCAGUUGUAAAGUAAGAUGGAUUAAUGUGAGCUCAAUAAAUUUUGUUUUAUUGCAGGGUAGUAUUUUUUAAUUAAUCUUUGUGGCCUGCAGAGGGCGCUUUGCACUUAAAAAUGCCCAACCUUUGUUCCACUUUGUUGUAGUCAGUUGUAUUCCCUCAGCAAGUGGGAAAUUGUGACAAUUCAUUGACAUUGUAAAAAUUAUUUUUAAUAAAAUUUAUUAGAAAAAAAAAGCUCAAA